AGGAUGCACCUUACCGGCCGGCGCGGCGACUUCAAAAUGGCGGAAAGACGUUCAAAAAAUCAACACUUUGGCGGGGAAUUCGGGCCAUAUCUCGUCGCUGAUAGGUUAUUUUUUGCCGACUUUUGAGCUCCAAAUACUGAGAUAGAGCGUCGGGAUGGAGGUGGAAUCCAGCCACACCGGGAGUGGAGUGUUUGAGCCAGCAGCUCUGUGCAAACCUGUGCCGACGUCUGCCACCAGCACCAACUCAAACAGGUCUAUCUACAGUGACAUCACUCCUGGUCAAGACAAACGGGAGGAACCAGUGGAUGCCUCAGAGUUAGUGGAGUUAAAAGGGACAAAGGAAUGGGUGAGAAGGCAACUUGUGGAGCAUAACGCAACACUGCUUGCACGACAACAGGAUGUAGCUGCUGAGAACAGCACUACUCAAGAGGAAGUGAAUGCCAACAUUCUAGAGCUGCAGUCCCAGCUACAGGACCAGUCUACAAAACUCAGUAUGCAGGAGCUGGUGUUGGAAAGGCUGCAGUGUGGAGAUGUGCUGUCCAAGUUCCUGUUCGACCCACCUGAUUCAGAAACAACAGAGGAAGUAGAGCCAUCAGACAAGGAGAAAUGGAAAAUUUCUGAAAUGGUGAAGAAGCAGAACGAACUUGUGUUCGAACUUGGCAAGUGUCACAAGGAUGUGCAAGAUCUGCAAGAAAACCUGGACGAGGUGAAAAAGAAGAGUUUCGAACAGCAAGUCAGGAACAGGGAACUGAUGACCUUGGUACAGCAGAGGAAGGAGGAACAGCAGGGAAGGUCACAGGAGGACAGCAACGACAGGGUCAAGAUGUUGGAGAGUAAACUGGCUCAGGCCAUGUCUGACAUUUCCAGACUACAGCACAUCUACCAGGCCCUGGUGGUGGGGAGUCAGGUACACUGGGCACAGGACCCUGACCUACAGGAGCUCAUGAUCAGUCUGGGAUCUCCUCCUGACAUCUGAUUAACAUUGCAGAACUCAAGCGUGUAUCAGGCCUAGGAAAAAAAAUAAAAAUGUUGUUUCUUGUU
Messenger RNA from Branchiostoma belcheri (Belcher's lancelet), 1041 nucleotides. RefSeq names its product centromere protein H-like. Gene Ontology annotation, cellular component: nucleus; kinetochore. Gene Ontology annotation, molecular function: kinetochore binding. The record is from RefSeq and is a predicted model, not a curated record. Bases 155 to 976 code for a protein of 273 amino acids. Gene Ontology annotation, biological process: mitotic spindle organization; chromosome segregation; kinetochore assembly. NCBI's taxonomy places the organism in Eukaryota, Metazoa, Chordata, Leptocardii, Amphioxiformes, Branchiostomatidae. The transcript is spliced from 4 exons.